Molecule: messenger RNA, 908 nt
Organism: Pelagomonas calceolata
Lineage: Eukaryota; Pelagophyceae; Pelagomonadales; Pelagomonadaceae
Source: the annotation of a GenBank genome assembly
GCUAAUCUUGCCCAUCACGGCCGCAACUGGCUCUCUUGCAGGCGUUAGGAUUUGGUAAUCGCUGCAGAGCAUCUUCGGCAACCCCCCGAGCAUGCGCUUCAUCGGUGUGGCAUUAUCAUAGCAGCUGGCCGACACUGCACGCUGCACACUGCUAUGGCAGACAGCGACCUGCCCCCAUCCCGCAUCAGUGCCGCGGAUGCUCAGGCGACUCCCGUGGUGCGGCUGCCAGCAUUUCUCAGUUCGGAAGAGAUCGUAGAGAUCGAUGCGUUUCACGCGGCUCAAUCACACGCGUGCGGACGCCUCGCCAAAGCUAGUUGCGCGGUCACGGGAGCCGCGCUCUGGACCACAACAUACCUUUCCACUGAUCGACGAUUCAACGCGCGGUUCCCGGGGCUACUCGCCCGCAUGCUCGCUGCGGCGCGGGCAGCGGACAGAGCGCAUUUCGGAGAUUAUGCGUCGCGAGUGGAUGUCGUACCACGAGUUGUAGAAUACCACACAGUCACGCCCGGUGGCGCGCUAAAACAUGAGCAGCACUACGAUAGCGGUAGCAUAUACACGUUUGACGUCAUGCUCGCGCGGCCCGGCGACGACUUCGACGGAGGCGAGUUCGUGGCCCCCGACGCCGGCGACGAGGAGCCCUUUUUUGUUAAUUCUGGCGACGCGAUUGUGUUUUGUUCACACCGCCACCACAGCGUGCGCCCCGUCACGCGCGGCACGCGGCGCGUCCUCGUCGUCGAGUUCUGGGAGGGCGAGGAGCGCGCCUGUGGCCAUAGAUGCGAACGCGCAAGCGGCCCCUGCCGCGUGCGACCGCUCCGCGCGAUGGUCGAGGAGAGCCUCGGGGAGAUGUCCGAGGACGACCGCGCCGCCGCCGAGCGAUUCCUCCGCGGCAGGACUGUGUUGUCUUAGUA